Prunus armeniaca (apricot) is the source of this 1194-nucleotide messenger RNA. The record is from the annotation of a GenBank genome assembly. NCBI's taxonomy places the organism in Eukaryota, Viridiplantae, Streptophyta, Magnoliopsida, Rosales, Rosaceae.
AUGGUGGCCUCAAGGCACGGCCUGCCUCUAUGGAUGAGCACAGCAGCUAGCAGAGUUGAUUUUGAAGGAAACGUAGAUACCAUGUUCAAGGAUGGCAAAGAACAGCGAAAGCAGCACCAUGCCAUGCGUGUAUCUGAUGCCAAUUUGGGUUUUGGAGAGAGGGCUCUCUCUGCUGCUGGCGCCGCUUUUGUCUCUGCGAUUCUCGUUAACCCUCUUGAUGUUGCCAAGACAAGGUUACAAGCGCAGGCUGCUGGAGUUCCUUAUCAGGGACUAUGUGGUGUGGCAUGUUUUGAAACAAACACAAUGCUUCCAGAUUUGAGAUCUUCCACACCACGCAUAAGUUCAGUACUUGGAUCCAAGAUCGUCUGCCCACCAGACUGUAACCAGUAUAAAGGAACACUGGAUGUGUUGCUCAAAGUCAUACGUCAGGAAGGAUUUUGGAGACUCUGGAGGGGCACUACUGCAAGCUUAACAUUGGCCAUACCAACUGUGGGGAUCUACAUGCCUUGCUAUGACAUUUUCCGCAAUUUGAUGGAAGAUUUCACGACUCAGAAUGUUCCAAAUAUGACACCAUAUGUCCCAUUAGUUGCAGGGUCACUAGCACGAUCAUUAGCUUGCAUCUCUUGUUACCCUGUUGAACUCGCAAGGACGCGCAUGCAGGCAUUUAAGGAAGCCCGAGCUGGUGUGAAGCCUCCAGGAGUAUGGGGGACACUGAAUGGGGUCAUCAACCCUGUCAAGAGCAAUAACCUCCUUCAAAACUUACAAAACUCUCGCAUCUUGUGGACUGGCCUCGGGGCGCAACUUGCUCGUGAUGUUCCUUUUUCUGCAAUAUGUUGGUCAACCCUUGAGCCAAUCAGGCGAAGAAUUCUUGGUCUUGUGGGUGAUGAAGCCAACGCAGCCAGUGUCCUUGGAGCUAAUUUCUCUGCUGGGUUUGUUGCAGGAACCCUUGCAGCUGCUGCUACAUGUCCAUUAGAUGUGGCAAAAACUCGACGACAGAUAGAGAAGGAUCCUGCAAGGGCAUUGAAGAUGACAACAAGAACAACUUUGCUUGAAAUUUGGAGGGAUGGAGGGAUGAAGGGGCUGUUUAUGGGAGUUGCUCCUCGUGUUGGUAGGGCCGGUCCUUCUGUUGGGAUAGUCGUCUCCUCUUAUGAAGUUGUCAAGUAUUUUUUAUACUAUAGACAUCUGAUUCAAUGA